AUGGCCAAGGACUUGGCAAAGAAGAAGCUCUCUCCUGCCAGCGAGACUGCUGCUGCCAAGGGAAGUAAAUCCAACUCGUCUCGACAAGGAGGCAAAAAGAUGGACAAGGCGGUUCAAGCUACGGUCGAUGCUUUGAUCGACCAACUCCUUGACCAUAUCAGCGUUAAGGUUGCAGCGGCCAAGGAUGGUAUCACCUCGCGAACAUUCGUGGGCAUUAGGGACUCGUCUCCCAUCCAGAUGCUGGACUACGUGUACAGCUAUAUGGCGAAGGCUGCCAUGGCAAGCAGGCUUUUCUAUGAUGAGUUUUAUCCCACGUUGGAAGGCAUUCAUAAAGGGUGGCAACUGGCGGAGACAAUGAAGGAGGAUACUCUGGCCAGGGCCGAGGUUGCGGAGAAGGAGAAAAAAGCCAAACAGAGAGAGGUUGAUAGGAAGAAGACUGAAGCUCAGGGAAUGGCCUACGUAUACUCGGAUGAUUCUGAGGAUGAGGGUGAGGGCUAA
Messenger RNA from Pistacia vera, 498 nucleotides. RefSeq lists its product as uncharacterized. Lineage: Eukaryota; Viridiplantae; Streptophyta; Magnoliopsida; Sapindales; Anacardiaceae. The record is from RefSeq and is a predicted model, not a curated record. Bases 1 to 498 code for a protein of 165 amino acids. The transcript has 3 exons.